CCCCACCUGUUCCCCCAUCAAAACAUUUGGAAUGCAAUUGAAUUAACUACCAACAAGUCGAUUGAACGGGUAUUAGGUGGUGGUUUUCGGAUUUUAUUCAGGGAUGGGGAAGACUACGAAAGUUGUGGUGUGCGGGAUGAAGGGCGUGGGGAAGACAGCUCUCCUGGAGCAGCUGAUUUAUGGAAAUGUCACGUUGAAAACUGAGAUUCACCCAACAAUCGAGGACAUCUACGUAGCAAACAUAGAGACAGAUCGUGGAACCAAAGAGAAGGUGAGAUUUUACGACACAGCUGGUCUGGAUGGACACCAUGCCAACACAAAUGCCCAACAACUGGCACGACAUUACCUAGGUUUUGCCGAUGGUUACGUCCUCGUCUACGACACUGCCAAACCCGAGUCACUAGACGUAUUAUUUCCAUUGAAAAAAGAUAUCGAUAAGAACAAAGAUAAGAAGGAGAUUGCAGUUGUUGUUGUUGGCAAUAGAACUAAAUUCGAUAAUGAUACCCAGAGUCUUGAGAAUACUGCGGGAAGAGCUGUCAAUUGGUGUACCAGAGAAAAAAUCAGGCACUUUGAGGUGAAUGUUAUGGAUAGGCACAGCCUAUAUGAGGCAUUUAUCUAUUUGUCCUCGAAGCUCAAUCCCAUUCAGAAUAAGAGCAGUUUUCCUCAAUUGAGUAUGGGAAGGAAAAAUGUUAAGGCUGAUGCCACAUGAUUGAUGCUUAAGGCGGAUUGUGUCAGGCAAUUCUUGGGGAAAAUAUUUCGAGGUCUGUGCUGUGAUGUGGAGAGGAGCGAGGAGACGGAGAUUUUUGAGGUCUGAUGACUUCUUUUUUAGUAUUCCUGUGAAUCUCGAGAUCGUAAAUUAAAUGGAAUUUAUGAUCUCCUCUUUUUUAUUUUUUUUUCAGGGAAUUUUUUAAGUAGUUUACAAGGCUUUGGGUAGUGAUACUGAUGGAUUGAGAUCUGGUGCUUAAUAUUUAGUGGAUUGAUUUUUUUUUAUUGGUCGAGGGGAAGAUUUUUUUCCAUUUCUUAGACUUUCCUUCGGAGGUGUUGAGUAAAACAAUUUUUAAUAAAACUAUUGAAUUAAAUUUCCCCUCUUGCUCAAAAUAUGCAUUUCUCCACAUCAUAAUAGCUGACUGAAUCUCACUCCUGUUCUCUAAAAACCGUUUGUCAAAAUGUCUCGAUAUGUAAAUAUUGUUGAAAUAUUUGUAAGCAUUAGAAAGGCAAGAUCUGAAUUUUUGCGAUAGAGAAAUGAGAAUUUCGGUGAAAAUCCAAAUUGUACUUAAGUAAUAGCAAAAUUUUCUUGAACCUCAUGUCACAACGAACAAUAUCAGUACAAAUUGCGUAUUUUUUAUGUCGAAAGUAAAGAGUUAUUUCUAUUCGUUGUAUUUUAUCUCGAAUGCAAUGUUAUAAUUCCACGAACUGAUCUAAUCUCGUUCCUUUUAACGUACUUAAAUUAGUCACUAAGAGUCGAAGUUAUCUAUACGCGAAUGAAGAAUGAUUGUAAAUCGAUGUGAAUUCGCUGUCAGGAUCCUCGAUGACAUGGAAUUGACUAAUAUUUUUUGUAAAGUAAUAUUAAAGGCAUUAUCAUUAAAUAUUCCAUUCAAUAAAUAAA
This is a messenger RNA of Fopius arisanus, 1606 nucleotides long. RefSeq names its product NFKB inhibitor interacting Ras like 1 (gene kappaB-Ras). NCBI's taxonomy places the organism in Eukaryota, Metazoa, Arthropoda, Insecta, Hymenoptera, Braconidae. Gene Ontology annotation, molecular function: GTPase activity; GTPase activating protein binding; GTP binding. The record is from RefSeq and is a predicted model, not a curated record. The transcript has 2 exons. Bases 104 to 709 code for a protein of 201 amino acids. Gene Ontology annotation, biological process: canonical NF-kappaB signal transduction; Ral protein signal transduction.